Dermacentor andersoni is the source of this 919-nucleotide messenger RNA. The record is from RefSeq and is a predicted model, not a curated record. NCBI's taxonomy places the organism in Eukaryota, Metazoa, Arthropoda, Arachnida, Ixodida, Ixodidae.
AUUGGAGAGCUUUAACAUUAUUGGCGAGAGCUCGCCCAGGCUUGGACGAUCUCUGCCGGUGUCUGCCGGAGCCGGUGCCACUGGGCACGGUGGCACCGGCGGAAUGACGGUCACUAAUCCGUUUGUUUUCGUCGUGCAGCUCUCCAUAGGUCUUUUCGUAUCCCUGGAUGGCAUACGCAUGCUACCGGCGGCAUCGUCCAGGGAAGCAAACGACACAAGCUUCGUCACGUUUCACGGGGCGAAGAUAACGUGUUCAGCACCUUGGAACUGUUUGCCCCCGUCCGCGACUAGGCCCACGUGUGACGAACUACGUCACCAGCAGCCAGCGCCGCUUCGCAGUGCGCCUAUAAGUAGCCUGCCUCCUCGCAUCGCGUCUACUGGGCACGGCGGCACCGGCGGAAUGACGGUCGCUAAUCCGUUUGCAUUCAUCGUGCAGUUCUUCGAUACGACGGAAGCAAUAUGGACUGUGUAUACAACCGGACCCACCGAUCGUCGAUGUGAAGUUGACUUAGUUCAAGACGUGACGAAAGCUUCAGUUUAUUUCAAGCGGCAGUUUUUUCUUGGAGAGGAAAAGAUCUCUAGAAGAAUUCUAGGAACCUUUAAUCCGAAUCGAAAGAAGCACAUGGAAAUCCAUAUUCCAGGUAGCAAUAACACAGCGGCGGAGGAUAUUCUCUACAUGAGUGAGAACAAAGGCUGUGCGGUGAUUAUGACUACGGCGAAUGCUGAAGGAAGGAAACACCACGCGCAUGACGUCCGAGUACGGAAUUCGUCCGUAUCACGCAGCCCUGGCCAUGAUUGCCUUGCCAUAUUCAGGCAGCAUGAGAAGUGGGAACAAGUCAUCUACACCAGACGUUGCCAGCAGAUACUUGACAAAAAGUCGAAAUCUCCUGUGACGAAUAAAACAUAAGAAACGACGACA